AUGUCGAUCUUCGGCCCCCAUUUCUUUGUGUGCAUCGCACUAUUAGACCCACAGGAAGCCGAACACUCCUUAGCCCGACCGCCGAUUUCAAAGCUUUUAUAUCAAAACGAACCCAGCGUCUUCAAGAUCCCGGCUCUCACUGACCUACCAGAGACCAUGCUUUCACAUCCGACUGACUCCCUUCUGGUGUCUGUGCUGCUAUGUCUCCUCCCAGCAGUCCUUUUCUUUGUGUGGAGACUUGACCCCCAGCGGCGGGAUCUGCCGGUGAUCAACCCCCGGGACCCCUGGAGCUUAAGCACCGGCUCGGCCCGGUUGCGCUUCCUUUUGGGCGCGCCCGCGUUGAUCAAGCAAGGACUGUCAAAAGUGCUCACAGAUGAUGGUCCGCAAGUCGUGCUUGCCCCCGAGUUCACCAAGGAAAUCCGAAACCAUAACUCCCUCAGCCUGGGUGCUUUCAUGUACCAGCGAUUCCAUGCGAAGCUGAACGCGUUUCGUCCAUAUCAAGCAUUCUUCGAGAAGGAUGAGGCGUUCAUCAAGUUUAUUCGGAAGAAGCUAGUGCCUCAGGAAUGGCACCAGGUAGCGCUCAAAUCAAGCCUGGCAAUGGUUAUCGCCCGCGUUCUCGCUAAGACCUUCGUCGGGGAACCACUAUGCAACAAUGUGCGCUGGCUGCAGAUCAUGGCUCAAUACACUGUGGAUUCCGUGCAGGCCUCGGAGGCGCUCCGAAAGUGGCCUUCUGUACUGCGUCCCGUCAUGAUCCAUAUACUCCCGGUCUGUCGCAAUCUUAAAGCGGAAAUGAAGGAAGCGGAGAAUCUGAUUGGUGCGGUGCUGGAGGAACGGCGACUGGAGAAAGAAGCUGCUGCGCAGGCUGGCAAGACACCACAGCAACACAUGGAUGCGUUUGAAUGGAUGGAUCAGCACUAUAAAGAGAUGGGCCGGUCGUGUGACCCGGUUAUUGUUCAGCUGGCACUGGCAGUGACGGGGAUGCACACUACCACUGAUAUGCUUGCUCAACUACUUUACGAUCUCGGUGGCAAAGAUCAUUUGAUCAAAGAUCUUCGUGAAGAGGUUGUGACAGUGAUCCAGCGAGAAGGACUGACAGUCUCUAGUCUCAACAACAUGCGUCUGAUGGACAGCUGUCUGAAGGAAAGUCAACGACUGAAGCCCGUCCAAGCAGUUGCGCUGCAACGUAUUGCCUUGAAUUGCUUUGACUUGUCUGAUGGUACACAUGUUCCAAAAGACACUCCCAUCAUCCUGUCAGCUGGCAUGUGGGAUCCUGAAGUCUACACAUCUCCCUAUGAAUUUGAUGGGUACAGGUUCUUGAAAAUGCGACAAAACUCAGCUACCGAGACCGAGACUGCCGCGUUAGCGGUGACUCCAACAUCGGAUCAUAUUGGCUGGGGCCUGGGCAAACAUGCUUGUCCAGGCAGAUUCCUGGCGAUACAUGAGAUCAAGAUUGUACUUUGCCAUCUUCUCACACAAUAUGACUUUGAAAGUGCCGACAACAAACCGCCACAGACUAUUAUUAUGGGCACUGCUACACUCGCCGACCCAUUCGCGCUGUUCAAGGUCAAACGACGGGAUCAAAACAGCAGCGAUGUGCUGUCAAUUUAG
Molecule: messenger RNA, 1608 nt
Organism: Penicillium salamii
Lineage: Eukaryota; Fungi; Ascomycota; Eurotiomycetes; Eurotiales; Aspergillaceae
Source: the annotation of a GenBank genome assembly